Molecule: messenger RNA, 3128 nt
Organism: Ilex paraguariensis (yerba mate)
Lineage: Eukaryota; Viridiplantae; Streptophyta; Magnoliopsida; Aquifoliales; Aquifoliaceae
Source: the annotation of a GenBank genome assembly
AGCCAAGGGAGGAGAGCCCAACCACUCCGGCGACGUUGUUUCUUCCCUCCAGCAAGUCGACAGUCCAGCAGAUUUCUUCUCUCCACCAGAUUUCUCCAUCACAGUGAAAAACAGAAGAGUAUGGUGGAUUAUCAAGAAAUGGAGAAGUUUGGGAUGGAGAACGAUUACGAAGACGGUCAGUGGAUUGGUGGGGAAUUUUACUACCGGAAGCGAAAAGACAAACGCCUUCAGACCAAAGACGACGUCCUCUAUGGUGUCUUUGCCUCUGAUGACAGUGACUCUGACAACGGGGGAGGCUCUAGUUCAAGGAAGCGAAGGAAAGAUCUCUCUAAGAAAUCGGACUUCACCAAGCCUGUCAAUUUCGUAUCCACUGGCACUGUCAUGCCCAACCAAGAAAUUGAUGACAAUUUGAAAGAGGAGAAUGUUGAUGCUGCUGAGGAGGAGAACAAGACUUCUAGUUUGGGGCUCGGAGCAUCCAGCUCUGGGUCUUCUGGCCUAGGCUUUCAUUCCAGUGCUUCCAGGAUUGCAGUGGUUGAAAAUGGAGCCGACCAAGAAGAUGAUGGAGAUGUCUUUCUACCAACAGCUUUUUGAAAGAAGAUCAGGGAAGGCGCAGAGCGGCGCCGUGAGAGGGAAAAGGAGAAGUCCAGAUUGGCCAAGAAAGCCACCCAAGUGGGAAGGAGAGAACCGGAGCUUGGUGGUGUUGGUCGAUUUGAGGAGCACACCAAAGGGAUCGGGAGAAAGUUACUUGAGAAGAUGGGUUACAAAGGAGGUGGGCUUGGUAAAAACGAGCAAGGUAUUGUUUCUCCUAUUGAGGCUAAGUUGCGGCCAAAGCUUAUGGGAAUGGGUUAUGGAAAGUCUGAUUUGCCAGCAUUGCAGGAAGUAGAGGAGAAGAAGUCGUUGCCUAAUGUGGCUAAGGCCAUGGAGGGUCUCUCAAAAGAGAAGCUUUGGUCAAAGCAAGGUCGGCAGAAUAAGAAGGUCUAUGUUACGGCAGAAGAGUUGUUGGCCCAGAAGCAAGAGCAGGGCAUGGAAGUUGUUCAGAAGGUUUUUGAUAUGAGAGGACCGCAGGUUCGUGUUUUAACAAAUUUGGAGAACUUGGAUGCUGAAGAGAAAGCAAAGGAAAACGAUGUCCCCAUGCCUGAGUUUCAGCAUAACGUGAGAUUGAUUGUUGACUUAGCAGAGCUUGAUAUACAGAAAAUAGAUCAAGAUUUGAGAAACGAGAGGGAGACUGUGGUUACAUUGCAAAAGGAGAAGGAGAAGCUUCAAAUUGAUGCGGCUCGCCAAAAGAAACAGCUGGAUAGUACGGAAGAAAUAGUUAGUGUGUUGGACCAGAUUGGCACAGAGAAUUCAUUGGGAAAAUUGACUCUCGACUCCCUUGCAAAGUCAUUUGGGGACUUGCAGAGGAGAUAUGCUGAAGAUUACAAACUUUGUAAUUUGUCAUGCAUUGCUUGCUCAUUUGCUCUGCCUUUGUUUAUUCGAGUAUUUCAGGGAUGGGACCCACUUCAAAAUCCAAAACAUGGAUUGGAAGUGAUGUCAUUGUGGAAGAAUUUGUUGCAGGGUGAAGAUUGCUUUGAUUUCUCUGAUGCAGCCUCACCCUACACUCAGCUGUUUAUGGAAGUUGUGUUCCCUGCUGUGAGGAUAACUGGCACCAAUACUUGGCAGGCUAGGGACCCUGAACCCAUGCUUCAUUUUUUGGAGUCUUGGGAAAGGCUGCUGCCUCCUUCCAUCCUCCAGAGUAUAUUGGACAAUGUAGUUUUGCCAAAAUUAUCAGCUGCUGUGGAGUCAUGGGAGCCACGUCGGGAAACUAUUCCUAUCCAUUCGUGGGUGCAUCCAUGGCUACCAUUAUUGGGACAGAAGUUGGAGGCUCUCUAUCAUACAAUACGUAAUAGAUUGGAAAGCGUUCUUCAUGCUUGGCAUCCUAGUGAUAUGUCUGCCUACUAUAUAUUGUCACCGUGGAAGACUGUGUUCGAUCCAACCAGCUGGGAAAAACUAAUGGUCCGAUAUAUCAUUCCAAAAUUGUUGACUGUCAUGCAUGAUUUUGAAAUAAAUCCAGCAGAUCAGAAACUUGAUCCGUUCUAUUGGAUUCGAACUUGGGCCACUGCCAUUCCCAUUCACCAUAUGGUUCCGUUAAUGGACGUGUUCUUCAACAAGUGGCAAGAAGUUUUGUAUCAUUGGUUAUGCUCUAAUCCAAACUUUGAACAAGUGACCCAAUGGUAUUUGGGUUGGAAGGAACUUCUUCCACCCGAGCUUCUGGCAAAUGAACACAUUCGAUAUCGGCUUAAUUUGGGUUUGGACAUGAUGAAUCAGGCUGUUGAAGGCAUGGAGGUGGUCCAACCUGGUUUGAGAGAGAACAUUAGUUAUCUCAGGGUGCUUGAACAAAGGCAAUUUGAGGCUCAGCAAAAAGGAGCUGCGCAAGCUCAACAACGAACUUCUGCAAGCGUAGGUAGUGUAACCCAGAUGGAGGGCUUGGGUGGCGGGCUAGAGAUGAGCUUGAAAGAAGUUAUUGAAGUCCAUGCACAGCAGAAUGGUUUGCUAUUUAAGCCUAAACCCGGCAGAAUGCAAGAUGGUCACCAGAUUUAUGGCUUUGGUAACAUAAGCAUAAUAAUAGACUCUCUCAAUCAAAAAGUAUUUGCACAAACUGAGGAUAGGUGGUCUUUAGUUUCCCUCGAGCGGCUGCUAGAACUUCAGAGUCUUUCUGGCUUAAAGCGACGCUGAAUUUUUAAAAUUCUCUUGCAAUGUUCUUGGGAUUGAGAAGCACUCUGUGCUGACACAGUGCAGGGAUUAAGGCUGCACAGAUUGUGGUAAUAGCAUAUUUAGUUUCUCUUCGAACUUUCAGCUUGUCUCUUGCGGCUUUAAAUUUCUGUUGUAACUGAUGACAAUUGCACUACUAAUUUCCCCCGUUUUUGGGUGUCAAUGUAUAUCUCGCAGCGCAUAACUUAUCAACAUUUUGAAUCGAGAAGCUAUUCCCUAGGAAUUCAAUUUCUAAUAGUUGUCUAAUUAUUUUUGUUAGUUGUAUGUGGGUUAAAUUGAGGGAUCUGAUGUUUGUGAUGUGCAAAGGUGAUAAUGAAAGCAUUGACCAUUUAUUUUCAAAUUGUAUUGUGGGAUAAGUUGCUUAACUUGGUGGGUUUGAA